Messenger RNA from Mangifera indica (mango), 783 nucleotides. RefSeq names its product CRIB domain-containing protein RIC7-like. The record is from RefSeq and is a predicted model, not a curated record. Lineage: Eukaryota; Viridiplantae; Streptophyta; Magnoliopsida; Sapindales; Anacardiaceae.
GAUUUUUUAAUAUUUCACAGCAGAAAAAAUGUCAAACAAUAAGAUGAAGGGCCUCUUAAAAGGCCUGAGAUAUAUUUCUCAAAUGUUUGAAAAUGAGAAAGAGGCUGAAAUGCAGAUUGGUUAUCCCACUGAUGUAAAGCAUGUUGCCCAUAUAGGAUUGGAUGGUCAAUCGGACGUGAAACCAGCAGCACCCAGAUUCGUAUCGGCACCUUUAAUUCUUGGGGAGAGGAAUCAAGCAACAAUGCAAACAGUUCAAGCAAUAAUGCAAACUGUUCUCCAGCACGAGACUUGCCUGAUGUGCGGAAAGCAACAAGACGCCACGCAUCCGCAGGUUCCGCGGCUGAGACCCCCGAAGGAGAAGCCAGAAAAAACUAAGCAAUCAAAAAAGUCACUUAAUGUUGGCAAAUCCAAAGAACCAAGCCAAAGCCAAGAGGGUGACUCACCCACCAAACGACCUGAAAUUCCCAAAAAAUCUCGGAGGAAGAAAUCUGAGUCCAUGGAGGGAUCGUCCAGAUCUUCAAGAUCAAGGAGAGCUCAUGGGCACAAGGAUCAAACUUCUGAAUCUGAGUUGGUAUCCAGAGCAGCUGAUCAUUGUCAAAAUUCUUCUGAGGGAGGGGAAGACAAGGGAUUUAUAGGGAUUUCUUGAAAAAUUGGUGCAAUUUUAACUGUUACGUUUGUAGCUAGAAAACAACACUCAUUUUUAUAUGUCACUCAGCCUUGUUUGACCAAUCAAACAGUACAUAUUCAUUGUUGAAUCAAUUCAAAUUUUCUUAGAAAUGUGAA